CUUAACGGCAGGAAACUGCUUUGUCAGCAGGGCAGAUACGACACGUCCCUUUCCCCUUUGAGGUGCGUGCCUACGGCGAGGCUAAGCUAGUCGGGGCAAAGUGUUCCGUGUUUGUAGACGACUCGAAAACGAAAAAUAAGAAUGCCUGCCCAUUGUGCGGCGUACGGUUGCACGCGACGUCGUACAGCCGAAACAAAGACUGCGGGAAUAACCUUUCAUAAGUUUCCCAAAGAUGAGGAGAUGAGGAGAGAAUGGGAAAAAGCUCUGAGGAGAAAGGAUUUCAGCGCGACGGAUGAGACCGUGCUCUGCAGUCAACAUUUUAUGGAAGCUGAUUUUGACAGGACGGGGCAGAUUUGCCGGAUUAGAACUGGCGUCGUUCCGUCAGUGUUUGACUUCCCGGAUCGUCCCAAAAGAGUUGAGAAAAAAAAGACCCCAAGAACCACAAGAACGUCAAUGAAAGCUCAAGAGGGCUUACCAUUACCCACCCCUAACAAAACAUCCAAAAAGGAAUUUCAACUUCAUAGCAACCUUCCUGAAGCAGAAAGGACCAAGUCAACCUUAAUGAAAGCGAACAGCUGUCCACCAUCAGCCACCCCUCAGAAAGUUACCAAAAAGAAACAUCAGCUUAACGUUGAGCGUGACCACAACUAUUCGCUGCCCAGUUCUCCCGCCGCUCUGAAGGCCAAAUUCAGUCAGGCUGCAACCAGAAUUUGGAACCUGGAGAAAGAGAAGAGAAAUGCGCUGGUGCGAGAACGGAGGGCGAUGAAAACUCUAAUCGCUGUACUGCACAAGCCCAUGUGCAAGUCUUGUGUGUGAGGCUGUAAAAUCACCAGCGUUCAGCAAGAACUGCUACCCUUUGACUCUGGAAAAAUAGUGGCGCGGUGAUUCCCUUUGAUAGCUCUGUGCAGGUGGUAAAAUGUGCCAUUUGCAACAUGGUCCGAUCAAAAAUCAUCAGGAUUCCGUGGUCACACUUUAUUCCAGGAAGUGAUCGGGACAAUGUGUUUUCACUUGGGGAGCGCAGAUGAAAUCCAUUUUAAUACAGAGAACCGCCACUCCCUCUUUAUUACUUGCAGGUAUGUCUCACUAAAUUAGAAUAUGGUAGAAAUUUCAUUUGUUCCAGUACUCAUACAUUAUAUAGAUUCAUUAAACAUUUGGAAGAAUACUUUUCAGAGGUCAUCCAUCCAUUUUCCAAGACACUUAUCCUCACAAGAGUCACGGGAGUGCAGGAGCCUUUCUCAGCCAAUUUCGGUAUUCCUGCCUAAUUCCUACAUUAAAAAGAUAACUUUCAGUAUAGUGUCUACAGAUGACUUUUGUAUUUUCCUUUGCUGUAAGCAAUGAUCAUGAAGUUCAUAUUUUUAAAAAUGUGAACUAUUUCACUCUUGUGUGUAGUGGGCCUCUGAAAUUAAUUUCACUUUUUUAAUUGAACCAUACGCACACGCAAUACCUAAAGAUUUUAGCACUAUUGCAAUGUAUUGAGCUGUAUCUGUACAUUGUUUGCUGUUCUAAAAAAAAAAAAGGCUGGACCACCACGUUGCCACAUGUACUCCCUUCGAUUUACAAGAUGCAUGUACAAGGAAGAAUUCAUGCAAAAAAAAAAAAUCAUCUUACAGCGUUUCAACACGUCAGAUUGUAUAUUUCCAAGGUGAUGCGUUUACUCAGAGACAAUUUCAUUCUGCCUGUUUCUAACUUGUACAAAUGUCAAUAAAUGUCAUUCUAUUUUA
Syngnathoides biaculeatus (alligator pipefish) is the source of this 1721-nucleotide messenger RNA. Its product is annotated as THAP domain-containing protein 6-like. Lineage: Eukaryota; Metazoa; Chordata; Actinopteri; Syngnathiformes; Syngnathidae. The record is from RefSeq and is a predicted model, not a curated record. Bases 142 to 816 code for a protein of 224 amino acids. The transcript is spliced from 5 exons.